AUAACCACAUGCACCUUAAUUUAUUUGGGGAGCAACUACCAAGGUAAGAUGCACCCGUCACAAAACAGGGUUUAAUGUAAAGAAAGCGCCGCCUCAGCUUAUCCUGCAUCUGCCAACAUGGCCACAGGAAGUCCCAAACUCCACUUCCAGUUCGUCAGUUACAGCAACUGUGUGCUACAGAAGAUGAACAGCUUACGAGAGCAGAGGCUGUUCUGCGAUGUGACGAUACGCAUCGAGCAGGCUUCGUUCCAGGGUCACAAAGUGGUGCUGGCAGCCAGUUCACCCUUCCUGAGGGACCAGUUUUUGCUGAAGGACACAGAGGAGACCCUUCUGUCAAUCAAUCAAAGCCCAGAGGUGGUCACACAGCUCCUGCAGUCCUGCUACACCGGCGUCCUGGAAUUCCCUGUUCAAGAACUGAUCAGCUACCUCACAGUCGCCAGCUACCUUCAGAUGGGACAUGUGGUGGAAAAGUGCCAGCAGACAGCCAUGCAAUACAUGGAACCCAGCUUCUCAGCUGGUGCUUUGGGGAGCACCAAAGAAACCAUCCAGGAGAGUAUUAGAGGAACAGAACCCAGCCCUAAGACAAGUAAAAAACACAAGCUUGGACCACAAAGCUUGCCAAUAAAAACAGAAGAGGAGGCAGUAUUUGAGGUUGAAGGUUGUCCAGAUGUUCAACUGGGUUCAUCAAAACCACUGCAGACUGGCAGCAAACCCCAGGGACCUGCAGGUCCCUCUGAGGUAGUCAACAGUGAGGACUUCAUGGUUGCUGCCAAUGAGUUUCACUUCCAGGGUCUCAAUUUAUCCACAGACUUUUCAAGCGAGGCCAGGAGGAGCCCGGAACAAGAGGUACUGCAAGGGCCGUACCUCUGCCUGAACUGCUCCCUAACCUUCCAGUUUCUAGAGAACUACGUCAGCCACAUGAGGGAGCACAAGUUGUUCCUUUGCUUGCGAUGCGGGAAGACCUUCACCCAGAAGGGAAACCUGACUCGUCACAUACGCAUGCACACAGGCUUCAAGCCUUAUCAGUGCAGCGUCUGCACCAAGACUUUCACUCAGAAAGUGUCUCUCCAGGAUCACGUGAACCUGCACAGCGGCACACGGCCACACUGUUGUAAUUACUGCAAGCUGCAUUUUGCCCAGAAACCGGCUCUGCGGCGCCACCUGCGGGAGAUGCACAGGAAGAGCAUUGCUGACAACUUCAACGAGGAGGUUGAAGAGGUCCUGCUUUAACCCUUGAGAUUCUUGGUCCUUCUGUGGCUUACUAUCAAACCACCCCUGCUUGUUUGUGGUGCUGCGGGACAUGUAUUGCCUGUUUUACACCAGUCUCGGACACAUUUCUGGUAUCCCUGAAUGGAUAAUUGUCCUGCUUUACAUUUCAUACAUUAAACGUUUAAACCUCUUGUGUAAACAGUCGUUUGUGCAUAUUGUCAGUGGAGAGUCAGCUUAAAUUUUCUAUGAAUGACAGUAGCGUUAUUUAUUGCCCAAUUACCUCACUUGGACCCCACAUGUACUAAAUAUUUUGCCAUUACAUUGAAUGUAGUAAUUUGUAGUCUUACCAUUAUUCAUGCGUUCCUGAAACGCACAUGCCCAAUAUUUUGCGUCCCAUUCAUCAGAUACUAAAUGAACAGUUAUUAACACAAAGCCUAAUAAACUCCAGGGAUGUGCAUUUUGGUACAUUUUUAUGAAUCUUUAAACUCUAUGCCAUGUUGUAGUUUAAACAAUCUCUGUGUGUGUGUGUAUAGAUCUACAAAUGAACACAGACGCACUUUUUUCUUUGUUAUAUAUUAACAGUAGACCGUUUGCAUGACGAGACAGGAUUAUAAGCUCUGUUUGUUGCCUUCAUCUACGUGUGUUUUCAUAUUUUUCUGUAUUCCAGUAACAGCAACAGCAUCGCCAUGUCUGUGUCUUUUAAGCAAAGAUUCUUGAAAAUCACUACACUUGUGUGUCUAUGCAUUUUUUUUGCAAAGCAGCUUUUUCACACACACUUCAGUACAUCUUGCCGUCUCGAUAAACAAGCCACGGAUACUUCAUCUCCCAUUCAGAAUUAUAUGAAUGUAUUUUUCGUUUGUGUUUUUCUGUAUUACCACUGCUUGCUACUGUUUCUCGGCCACUGUA
Molecule: messenger RNA, 2115 nt
Organism: Polyodon spathula (Mississippi paddlefish)
Lineage: Eukaryota; Metazoa; Chordata; Actinopteri; Acipenseriformes; Polyodontidae
Product: zinc finger and BTB domain-containing protein 26-like
Exons: 2
Coding region: 118-1230 (370 amino acids)
Biological process (GO): regulation of transcription by RNA polymerase II
Cellular component (GO): nucleus
Molecular function (GO): RNA polymerase II cis-regulatory region sequence-specific DNA binding; DNA-binding transcription factor activity, RNA polymerase II-specific; protein binding
Source: RefSeq, a predicted model, not a curated record